CAAUGAGCGACUGAGAACGUGCAGAUUAGGUCCGAAGUUUCUUUUGGUUUCCGGUGUCUUUGCAAUGGCGACUCUCGACUCCCUGUCGCUUUUCACUGGCCUCGGUCUGAGCGAGCACAAGGCCCGCGAGACACUCAAGAAUACGGCUCUGAGCGCGCAGUUGCGGAAGGCGGCAACCCAGGCACAGCAGACUUUGGGCUCCACCAUCGAUAAGGCUACUGGGACUCUGUUGUAUAGCUUGGCCUCCCGACUCAGAGAUACUCGGCGUCUCUCUUUCCUUGUGAACUACAUAGCCAGUAAGAAGAUCCACACUGAGCCUCAGUUGAGUGCUGCCCUUGAAUAUGUGAGGAGUCACCCCCUGGACCCCAUCGACACUGUGGACUUUGAGCAGGAAUGUGGUGUGGGUGUCACAGUGACCCCAGAGCAGAUUGAAGAGGCUGUGGAGGCUACCAUAAAUAGGCAUCGGCCACAGCUCUUGGUGGAGCGUUACCAUUUCAACAUGGGGUUGUUGAUGGGAGAGGCUCGGGCUGUGCUCAAGUGGGCAGAUGGCAAAAUGAUCAAGCAUGAAGUGGACAUGCAGGUCCUCCACCUUCUGGGUCCCAAGAUGGAGUCUGAUCUGGAGAAGAAGCCCAAGGUGGCAAAGGCUCGGCUAGAAGAAACAGACCGGAGGACAGCAAAGAAUGCGAUGGAGAAUGGUGAGGGUGCUGGCCAAACACUGUCUCUGAUGGAGCAGCUCCGAGGAGAGGCCCUUAAGUUCCAUAAGCCUGGUGAGAACUACAAGACUCCAGGCUAUGUGACCACUACACACACCAUGGAUCUAUUGAAGCAGCACAUGGAGAUCACUGGUGGACAGGUUCGUACCCGGUUCCCACCAGAACCCAAUGGAAUUCUGCACAUUGGACAUGCCAAAGCCAUCAAUUUCAACUUUGGCUAUGCCAAGGCUAACAAUGGUAUCUGCUUUCUGCGUUUUGAUGACACCAACCCUGAGAAGGAGGAAGCAAAGUUCUUCACUGCCAUCUAUGACAUGGUGACCUGGUUGGGUUAUACACCUUACAAGGUGACAUAUGCCUCUGACUAUUUUGACCAGCUGUAUGCCUGGGCUGUGGAGCUCAUCCACAGGGGUCAGGCUUAUGUAUGCCACCAGCAAGGAGAGGAGCUGAAAGGCCACAACCCUCUGCCCUCACCCUGGAGGGACCGACCCAUGGAGGAGUCAUUGCUGCUCUUUGAGGCAAUGCGCAAGGGCAAGUUUUCAGAGGGUGAGGCAACGCUGCGGAUGAAAUUGGUGAUGGAGGAUGGGAAGAUGGACCCUGUGGCCUAUCGAAUCAAAUAUACACCACACCACCGUACUGGGGACAAGUGGUGCAUCUACCCCACCUAUGACUACACACACUGCCUCUGUGACUCCAUCGAGCACAUCACCCACUCACUGUGUACCAAGGAAUUCCAGGCCCGGUGAGGAGCUUGGGCCCAUAGGGUGGUAGGGUAGUUGAAUUCUAACAUCCCUUCCUGUGGUCUCUCCCUGGUCUGAG
This is a messenger RNA of Otolemur garnettii (small-eared galago), 1529 nucleotides long. Its product is annotated as glutamine--tRNA ligase. The transcript is spliced from 15 exons. NCBI's taxonomy places the organism in Eukaryota, Metazoa, Chordata, Mammalia, Primates, Galagidae. The coding region runs from base 65 to 1456 and encodes 463 amino acids. Gene Ontology annotation, molecular function: glutamine-tRNA ligase activity; ATP binding. Gene Ontology annotation, biological process: glutaminyl-tRNA aminoacylation. Gene Ontology annotation, cellular component: cytoplasm; cytosol; aminoacyl-tRNA synthetase multienzyme complex. The record is from RefSeq and is a predicted model, not a curated record.